Messenger RNA from Marasmius oreades (fairy-ring Marasmius), 879 nucleotides. RefSeq lists its product as uncharacterized. Lineage: Eukaryota; Fungi; Basidiomycota; Agaricomycetes; Agaricales; Marasmiaceae. The transcript is spliced from 2 exons. Bases 1 to 879 code for a protein of 292 amino acids. The record is from RefSeq and is a predicted model, not a curated record.
AUGGAUGCUCUGCGGAGGAAGUUUGUUCAACGAGGAAUGCUCACUGGUACCACCACCUCAUUCACAGAGGAUUUACUCAAUAUGCCAGACUGGGAGGAUGCUGAGGAUUCCUACCCAGACUUUAUACAGCCAGAGAGAGAGACUGAGAAUGAUCUUGGACCCUGUGACGACCAGAGUGGUGGUGUUUCAGUUCAUUUAGCAUACACUGCUGCUCGUGGGUAUCCUCACACAGUUGAAACCCUUUCUCGCCAUAUAAAUCAACCCAAAUUCCCCCAUGUCCUUCGACAGUUUCUCUUUGACCAGCUCAAUCCACACUCUGAUAUCUUUGGUGAAAGCCUAGAUAUUGACCAGUGUCCUCCAUUUAGCGAAAAAAUUACUGUGUUUCACUCUGCUGUGCUUACUUGCUUUGCACCCAGUGAUGAAUGUGGGAGCAAUGGAAUGUAUAGGGAACGCAUCCGCUCAACCCCACAUUGGCAUGGCAAGCGCCCUCGCAGAGAUACAGUGUUUGUACAGGUAGACGGCUCACUCCCAGGUGUUCUUGGCCUUGCAGUUGCUCGAGUACUCCUCUUUUUCUCCUUCAUCUAUAACAAGAAGAACUACCCAUGUGCACUGGUCAACUGGUACCUCCGGUCAGAUGAUGAGCCUGAUGAAGACACUGGAAUGUGGGUUGUAGAACAGGAAGUGCAAAGAGAUGGAAGACCCACUUUAGCUGUAAUUCAUCUGGAGUCAAUUGCCCACUCUGCGCAUCUUCUCCCCCGCUUUGGUAUAGAUGCUCUUCCAGAAAACUUCCAUCACUCCCAGUCUCUUGAUGUAUUUGAAUCAUAUUAUAUUAACAAGUUUGCAAAUCAUAGAAUGUUUAGUUUUUUAUCUAGCAAUUGA